AUGCCUGUCGAAGUCCGCCAUUCACCUCCACCUUUGCACCACCCGAGUUCGGGUAACAUUCGACCGAAAGGCAUACUCAAGAACCCCUCAUUCUCCUCUGCGAGUGGCCGACCAGAAUCUCCGUCAAAAGAGACCUUCCAAUUCCCUCCCACCACACCCCUCGACCCUCAGGAAGAAAGAGAAUUGACCUUGCAAAACACCCUCCAAAAUGCGGGACAUCGCCGUUCCUCGUCUGCCGCUAGACGCACGUCCGCAUCUCGACGUCACUCCUCGGCCGUCUCCAACGACCACCAGGACGAUCCAGACAAGAUGCGAUUGAAGUGGGACGAAGCCAAUCUCUACCUGGCCGAGCAAGAGUCGGGCGGCCGUAUGAAGAUCACAGAGCCCAAGACGCCUUACCAAUACGGCGAUGCCAUGGAAGAAGACGAGGAAGAAGAUGUGGCUAUUGACCCCCGUUUUGUUAACGUCGACGAGGUCGAAAUGGCCAAGAACAAGCCCGAAAAGAAGCACCACCGUGAAAGCGAAAUCCCAGGCCUGGAACUGGGGGAGCCAGAAGACGAUUUCGCUGCCGCACCGGGAACGGAAGAUGAUCGCAUCAUACGAGCGAGCAGCCUUUCGCGGGAAAACAGCAAGGAAAAGCAUGUCAGUGUCAGCGAGGGGGGUGAAAAUAACGGUUUCACUGAGCAGGUGGGGAUGCCCACCAGAGAGGAAGCAGAAAAGCAUCGUCAGUUUGAACAACGAAGAAAGAAGCAUUACGAGAUGAAGGACAUUAAAGGUCUCCUGGGUCACCCAGAGGAAUUGGAUGUCGAUGACGACGAUGAAGCAGCCUCUCCCACGUCCGUGCCCAAAAGACUCCCCGAGAGAUCGGUUAAUGGCACACAAUAA
This is a messenger RNA of Exophiala spinifera, 885 nucleotides long. RefSeq lists its product as uncharacterized. Gene Ontology annotation, molecular function: protein phosphatase inhibitor activity. NCBI's taxonomy places the organism in Eukaryota, Fungi, Ascomycota, Eurotiomycetes, Chaetothyriales, Herpotrichiellaceae. Gene Ontology annotation, biological process: regulation of signal transduction. The transcript is spliced from 3 exons. The coding region runs from base 1 to 885 and encodes 294 amino acids. The record is from RefSeq and is a predicted model, not a curated record.